This is a messenger RNA of Amphiprion ocellaris (clown anemonefish), 1959 nucleotides long. It is a transcript of the gene malsu1, whose product is annotated as mitochondrial assembly of ribosomal large subunit 1. Gene Ontology annotation, cellular component: mitochondrion. The transcript has 4 exons. The record is from RefSeq and is a predicted model, not a curated record. Gene Ontology annotation, biological process: negative regulation of ribosome biogenesis; negative regulation of translation. Gene Ontology annotation, molecular function: ribosomal large subunit binding. Lineage: Eukaryota; Metazoa; Chordata; Actinopteri; Pomacentridae. Bases 58 to 795 code for a protein of 245 amino acids.
AAAGCACUUCCUGUUUUUAGCCCUCAUUAGACUCGUGGUUAGCGCUAGCUGCUGUUAAUGCGAGUUAAAAUAAUGAAUGUUCUCUGUCGUUCAAGGAAACUGUUGUCGUCGGUGGUUAGAAGUAACGUUUUAGUAGAACAAACACAAGUUUUGGGGAGUUGGCUCUCUAAAGCUCGGUGCUACAGACUGUGUCAAAAUCUGCCUCAACAUUUUGCAGCUAGUUUAGCUUCAUGUCAGCACAGGCAUCACGGAGCGUCCUUCAGUUGUCAUUUUCACACAAAAAGAUGUUAUUCAGAGAGAAAUGAAGACAGAAAUUCAGCGAGCACUGGCGUGUUUGAAGAGGAAUCACACGAAAUUAAUGAUACCAGUUUCCUCAGUCAGAGUCCCUUAGAGACUUUCAGUCUCGAUGUGUUGGUGUCUCUGCUGCGUCAGGAAAAUGCUGUGGACCUCUGUGUCAUUAAAAUACCAGAACAUAUCAAAUACGCCGAAUACUUUAUUGUCGUCAGCGGUGUGUCACCAAGACACCUCCGCGCUAUGGCACUUUAUGCCAUCAAAGUGUACAAGUAUCUGAAGAAAGAUGGGGAUCCAAAUGUGAAGAUCGAAGGGAAAGAUGCAGAGGACUGGAUGUGUAUUGACUUUGGUAACAUGGUUGUUCACUUCAUGAUGCCGGAGACGAGAGAAGUGUACGAACUGGAGAAACUCUGGACUUUGCGCGGCUAUGACGAGCAGCUGAGGAGCAUGCCUGAUGAGACGCUACCGGAAGACUUCAUGUUUGAUGUUGAAACCACAAAGUAACAACACAAGACUGAUCAUCUAAGCUGCGCCCAAACUCAAAUGUCCCAUUUUAUACUCCUUCUUAACCACCUAAUGAAAGUCUCACAUGCCUCCAGCAUCCAGAUUUCAAGUUUCAGCGCACUCAAAAGUUGCUAAAAGUUUCAAAAUACUCCACAGAUUGUUAAUUUUACCAUGGCUAUUGUACACCUGGCUUAAACCCUGUUUCAGAGUCUGUAGCUUUAAGUCUGACCGAGCCACUGUUGCCCACAUCUCUUGUAGGGAAAAGGCUACAGACACAUUUCUUUCUGGUAUACGGAGUCUUCCCAGCAGACUCCCACAGACUAAAAACGUACUAUAAUAUAAACACACAGGAGUAUAAUCAAAGCUGAAGUGAAGAAGGAUUCCGGUGGAUCCCAUUGUCAAAUCGUGAAGUACAUAAGGGCUUUUCUGCUGACUUUUCCGCACUCUUACGCACCCUUUCUGUAAGUCAACAUAUGUGCAGACUUUCUUAAAAGACUUAUUCAUAGCAAAAGUGGUGACGUAUAAACAUGAUACUCCUUCCUUCCAUAAAAUGUACACAAAGCAAGCAUGGAUGGUGAUGGACAUUAUUUGUAAAAUAUCAGUGUCUUUGUUUAAAUGAGUGUGCUAAAGAAAAUGUAUCAUAUUUUGCUGGUUAAAAAUACAUUACUUUAUUAUCAUUUUAGAUAUCUGUAAUUAUUAUUAUUUAUGUUUAGUGACAAGGCUUCUAUUCAGCCACAUGUGUAGAAUAUGUAUUUGGCUUUUCCAGAUAAAUUUGUGGUGUGUUAUGUGAAUUAUCAAAAGUUUGGAUAACUUUUGACACAUUUCCUGUGUCUGUAUGCACUAGAAAUAUAAGUAUUUUGUACAAGUGCGUGUCAUUUUUAUUUGAAUAUCAACCCAUGAGUUGAACUUAGUGUUUGUAAUUACUCUUAACUUCUUCAGGUUGAUAUGACUCAGAUCAAAGGUGCUGAAUGGCCGAAAAGAAGUUCUGUGGAUUGUUUCAGUAACCUGAAUAUCAAUUUCAAGAACUGCAUUUGAAUCGUGGCACAUUGUUGUCAAGAGAUGAAUUUUCAAUGUGGCUCAAAUGCAGUUUCAGAGCUAUAUAAUUCAGUUUCAGAAUAUGUUCAGUUUCAAUCUAAUAAAUUCAAUUUCAUAUACAAUUCAAAA